Messenger RNA from Telopea speciosissima, 577 nucleotides. Its product is annotated as nuclear pore complex protein NUP214-like. Gene Ontology annotation, biological process: RNA export from nucleus. Gene Ontology annotation, molecular function: protein binding; structural constituent of nuclear pore. The transcript has 2 exons. Lineage: Eukaryota; Viridiplantae; Streptophyta; Magnoliopsida; Proteales; Proteaceae. Bases 94 to 549 code for a protein of 151 amino acids. The record is from RefSeq and is a predicted model, not a curated record.
UUUAAACUCUGAGGCUUGGGGCUCAGACUGGCAAGUCUUAAACUCUGAAUCUCUUUAUCAAGGACCAUCCAUUUAUACAAAACACACACUCUGAUGGCGGUGUUGAAAGAUGAAUGGGGAGGUUAUACUAUUCAGCUAGACGAAGAGAAGGAAGGCAACCAUGAAGCAUCUGUGGAUUAUAUCUUUCAGAGGAUUGGAGAAUCUGUACCCAUAAAGCUACAGAACACCAAUUUUGAUACUGAAUGUCCUCCAACAAGACCUUUGGUCGUCUCUGAACAAUUUGGAGCCAUAUUCGUUGCACACAACGAAGGGUUCUGUGUUGCAAAGACAAGGGAUGUUAUCGAGGCAGCAAAGGAAAUAAAGGAGAAAAAUAGAGGUUCAUGUAUCCAAGACCUUAGUAUUGUAGAUGUUCCAAUUGGUAAGGCUUACAUUUUGGCAUUGUCUACGGAUUUUUCAACGCUUGCUGUCACUGUUGGUGGAGUGGUUCAUUUAUUCUCGGUUGAUUCUCUUCUUAACAAGGUAAAUGUUGUCUACUGUGUAGCUUUAUAACUAAUGAGUAUCUAGUUCAACCCUUACU